Molecule: messenger RNA, 1476 nt
Organism: Aureobasidium pullulans EXF-150
Lineage: Eukaryota; Fungi; Ascomycota; Dothideomycetes; Dothideales; Saccotheciaceae
Product: indoleamine 2,3-dioxygenase family protein
Exons: 1
Coding region: 1-1476 (491 amino acids)
Biological process (GO): 'de novo' NAD+ biosynthetic process from L-tryptophan
Cellular component (GO): cytoplasm
Molecular function (GO): metal ion binding; heme binding; indoleamine 2,3-dioxygenase activity
Source: RefSeq, a predicted model, not a curated record
AUGAUUUCAUCCAUUCCUCGUCUCGAAGACUACGAGGUCUCUGAGAAUUAUGGCUUCCUUCCUUCAGAGUACCCACUCGAGGUACUGCCGGACACUUACUAUAGACCUUGGGAAGCCAUUGUCAGAAAUCUUCAAGGUUUGAUCCUCGGCAAAAGACUGCGAGGCGUCGUCGAAAGCCUUCCUGUCUUGUCUACCGAAUACCUCCGCUCAGAUGCCGAAUGGCGUCGCGCCUACAUGAUGCUUGGCUUCAUCUCACACGCCUACAUCUGGAACGGAGAGCGACCAAAGGAUUGUGUUCCUCCUAGCAUCUCGAUCCCCUUCACAGCAGCUUGCAAGCAUCUGGAGUUGCCCACCGUUGCCACAUACGCCGGAGUCGUUCUAUGGAACUACCGACCACUCUUCGAUGAUGAAGGUAUCGAUUCUCUGGACAACCUGUCUACUCUCAUGACUUUCACUGGCUCGCUGGACGAGUCGUGGUUCUACCUCGUAUCAGUAGCCAUCGAAGCCCGUGGCGCCCCCAUAAUUCCCUUAAUGCUUCACGCCAUCGAGGCCGCCCGUCGUGGUGACAAGGCCGUCGUGACUGAAUGUCUACGCUCAUUCGCCGAGCGCCUAGACGAACUCUCCUCAAUGCUCGUCCGUAUGUACGAGAACUGCGACCCCCACGUCUUCUACCACCGCAUUCGCCCUUUCCUUGCCGGCAGCAAGAACAUGCACGAAGCCGGCCUCCCCAACGGCGUCAUGUUCGACACCAACAGCAAGGACGACGCCUACGUCCAAUACAGUGGUGGCAGCAACGCUCAAUCUUCCAUCAUCCAGUUCUUCGACCUGAUCCUUGGAGUCGAGCAUCGUCCCACUAGCAGCAAACCUCAUGACACACCCGCAGCAACAGUCCAGCAAGGGCCUUCUGCAAACUUCAUCCACGACAUGCGCACGUAUAUGCCUGGUCCCCACGCUCGUUUCCUCGAGCACGUAGGCACCGUAGCAAACAUCCGCUCUUUCGUCACCACAAACCGCCACGAUCGCGCUCUAGCAGGUGCCUUUGACGCCUGCUUAGCCAUGCUGCGCAACUUCCGCGACAAGCAUAUCCAAAUGGUAUCACGCUACAUCAUCGUCCCCUCCCGCGAAUCACGCAACAGCAACGCACGCUCCCUCUCCCCCACGGCAAGAAAGGACUCUGCAUCUCCUCAACAGAUGAACAUCGCAGCCGCCAGCUCGGAAAGCAAGGAUAAGAAGAAUCUUAGAGGUACCGGAGGAACGGCAUUGAUUCCUUUCCUCAAGCAAUGCAGAGACGAGACUGGCGAGCCCGCUAUCGAUGCUUGGGCUAGACGUCUCCUGAACAAUGGCCCUGGAGCUGCUGAGUUGGGAGGAGCCAGGAUGGGAAAGCUCGGUGAGCAUGCUUCUGGUGAGACUGCUGUUGUAGGUCUUGCUGGUGUGUGGAGUGUGGAUGAUUCCGACGGUGGUAUUUGCCAUUGGUAA